This is a messenger RNA of Megalops cyprinoides (Indo-Pacific tarpon), 2497 nucleotides long. RefSeq names its product serine/threonine-protein kinase PAK 3. Bases 210 to 1922 code for a protein of 570 amino acids. Gene Ontology annotation, biological process: intracellular signal transduction; protein phosphorylation; regulation of MAPK cascade. Gene Ontology annotation, cellular component: cytoplasm. NCBI's taxonomy places the organism in Eukaryota, Metazoa, Chordata, Actinopteri, Elopiformes, Megalopidae. The record is from RefSeq and is a predicted model, not a curated record. Gene Ontology annotation, molecular function: ATP binding; protein serine/threonine kinase activity. The transcript has 16 exons.
GCGAGCAGCCAGUGAAGCAUCCAGGCUGCUGGAGGAGCCAGGGUUUGGGGUCAGGAACCGGUCUGUCAACAGAAUGGCAAUCCUGGCAGUGCACUGCCACUAGGACUCUACAUUUGGGAAUGAACCCAUCAGAACACUGGAUCCAAAGGCUACACACAGAGGGAAAGAAUGUCACGCCAUAUUUCAGGACAUUGUGAGUGCUACUAAAGAUGUCCGAUAGUGUGGAUAUUGAAGAGAAACCGCCAGCCCCCCCUUUGAGAAUGAACAGUAACAACAGAGACUCUUCCUCAGUGAAUCAUAGCUCCAAACCUCUACCAAUGGCUCCUGAAGAGAAGAACAAGAAGGCUCGUCUGCGCUCCAUCUUUCCUGGAGGAGACAAAACCAAUAAGAAGAAGGAGAAGGAACGCCCUGAGAUCUCCCUGCCCUCGGACUUUGAGCACACAAUACACGUCGGCUUCGACGCCGUUACAGGGGAGUUCACCGGAAUCCCUGAGCAGUGGGCACGGCUUCUUCAGACCUCCAACAUCACCAAGCUGGAGCAGAAGAAGAACCCCCAGGCUGUGCUGGACGUCCUCAAGUUCUACGACUCCAAAGAGACGGUCAACAACCAGAAGUACAUGAGCUUUACGUCCGGAGAUAAAUCAGCGCAUGGUUACAUAGCAGCUAACACUCUGAACCGACUGCUGUCCUCCGGACCUCCCGUCAGCCUUAGAACCUGCAGCGCAUUAUUUGACAAGGGCACGAAGACGGCGUCUGAGCCCCCGCUGGCCCCCCCGGUGUCAGAAGAGGAAGAUGACGUGGAUGAGGAAGAGGAGGAUGACGACGACGACGACAACGAGCUGCCCCCGGUCAUCGCGCCCAGACCGGAGCACACCAAAUCUAUCUUCACACGCUCCGUCAUCGAGCCGGCGGCGCCACCCGCCCCCGUGAAGGAGGUGACCACCCCGCCCGAAUCACAGGCCCCCGAAAACACCUCGAGCACCCUGUACAGACACACCGACCGGCAGAGGAAGAAGUCCAAGAUGACGGACGAGGAGAUACUGGAGCGGCUGAGAAGCAUUGUGAGCGUUGGGGACCCAAAAAAGAAAUACACACGCUUCGAGAAAAUAGGACAAGGGGCGUCUGGGACUGUGUACACAGCCAUCGACAUUGCCACGGGCCAGGAGGUGGCUAUCAAGCAGAUGACCCUGCAGCAGCAGCCCAAGAAGGAGCUGAUCAUCAACGAGAUCCUGGUGAUGAGGGAAAACAAGAACUCCAACAUCGUCAACUACCUGGACAGUUACCUGGUCGGGGACGAGCUGUGGGUGGUGAUGGAAUACCUGGCCGGAGGCUCUCUGACCGACGUGGUGACGGAGACCUGCAUGGACGAGGGCCAGAUCGCUGCCGUCUGCCGUGAGUGUCUGCAGGCUUUGGACUUUCUGCAUUCCAACCAGGUGAUCCACAGGGACAUCAAAAGUGACAACAUCCUGCUCGGCAUGGAUGGCUCUGUGAAGCUCACGGAUUUCGGCUUCUGCGCCCAGAUCACCCCGGAGCAGAACAAGCGCAGCACCAUGGUGGGGACCCCUUAUUGGAUGGCCCCGGAGGUCGUGACCCGGAAGGCCUACGGCCCCAAAGUGGACAUCUGGUCCUUAGGCAUCAUGGCCAUCGAAAUGGUGGAGGGAGAACCUCCGUAUCUCAAUGAGAAUCCACUCAGGGCUCUGUACCUGAUCGCUACCAAUGGAACGCCGGAGCUGCAGAACCCGGAGAGGCUGUCCAGCGUGUUCCGCGACUUCCUAAACCGUUGCCUAGAGAUGGAUGUGGACAGGAGAGGUUCUGCCAAGCAGCUCCUGCAGCAUUCGUUCCUGAAGUUAGCCAAACCUCUCUCCAGUCUGACGCCCCUGAUUGUAGCAGCAAAGGAAGCCAUAAAGAACAGCAGCCGCUAGGGGGCGUGGCUGUCCUCAGAGAGCCUCCCAUCAUGCUCGCUGAUCAGGGGCGGUGUGUAACUCUGGCAGGACAGUGCGAGGACUGGAACUCCUCCAAAACGAGGGGGCUCGUCUCUCCUUCGGCCCAGAUCGCGAGCCUGACUCCUCUUUCGUGCUCUGAAGCACUCUUUCAAUGCGGCGUCUGUCCGAAGAGUUUUUGUUCCGUGAAGGGGUCUGACUUUGUGAUAAGUCGUCUCCAGAACAAUGUACGUCCCAUCUCUGGAUAAGGAGAUUGAUCGUGACACAAGUGACUGAAAAAAAAAAAAACAGCACCAGUGUGAAAACUGUUAAGGAGCCUUGAUCUCUGUUCUGUCCAGCUAUGGUCUUAAGUUCCUUGUCCCCUUCCACUGAGUGGACCAUCGAAAUUCAUCUGUGUUGAACAGUGUCACGAGAGGUGUGUACCACGACAAUUCCAGACCCUCAGUUCAACUGCAUGACCAUGUCUCUGGUGACACAUUCUAAUGGACCUGCUCAUAUCUUCCUUGUUGAAUGUGGAAGGUCAUUUUUGUGUGUGUGUGCGUGUGUGUGUGCGUGUG